UACGCAUAUUGUACAAGGGAGGCUGCUAGAGGGUUUAUUCAAACAUUUCUCCCGUGCUCCCCAGACGCCUGGUCCGUUCGCCGUAGUACAGACCCCAAGAUUGGUCGCCUACCGGUCAACCGUGAGCAACUUGCGCAGAUACUUGGCACCAAUAACGACCCAGGCAUAAAAGCUUUCCAGACACGCAACCAUGCUUUUGUCCUAUUACGCUUGUGGGGGGGGAUUACACGCAGUUAUUCGACAGCAGAAGCCAAAGACUCCCUUAUGUACUCGAGUCAAAGUCUCCAAUCAAGGAACGAACUGGCGUCUAUCGGUUUGAAAUUGCCGCGGGACACCUGUAUUACCCACGCUCCUCGUCGGUGAAUGUGAAGCCGAUAACGAUGGCGCGGAAAGACUUCAAGAACAGAGACGAGUUCAGGACGGAAAUCGAGAAUAUCAAACAGAUAUUCUUUACGCUGCGAAAGUCCGAGAACAUCCUCGAGGCGUUCGACGGUCUUCAACUGGGCGACAGCCAGUUUAGUUUGUUCAUGCCCUAUUCGCAAUGGGACCUUGGGGUAUGGAUGGAGAAGCACCCCUUUCCCGUCAACACGCCUACCGAGAAAGCAAAUAUCUUGAGAAGCGCAACGAGCCUGGCGGAUGGUUUGGAGUUCCUGCACUCCGGGAUGACAGACCGCAACCACAGGCGCAUAAUUUGCUAUCACAGGAACUUCAAGCCAGGAAACAUCCUCGUCUUUCCCGACGACAGAGACAGCAGCCAGUUCAUAUGGAAGAUCUGCGACUUCGGCAUAUCCAGCAUCAAGUCGCUGCGCCCGCAUACCGAAACGGACGGCACAGACAGCAAUUCUUCUUCGUUCCAAAGCGACGUGAAUGCGAUGAAUCCUCGGGUUGACAGCACUUACCUGGGACCUGAAUCCAUGAAGAAUAUGUCGAUAAUGACCGAAAAGAACGAUAUUUGGUCUUUGGGGUGUAUCAUAAGCGUUGUUCUCACGUACCUCGAACUAGGGUGGAUGGGCGUCGGGGACUAUUCGAAAGAGUGAGCGAACCAUUCCGAGACCAAUAAAGCAGGGAAUAUGGGUCGGUUCUUCAUACCUGGCCCAAAGGUACUUGGGAAAACUAUGAAGAAAAACACCUACCGAGUCUUUAUCGCUGCGCGCUAGGUAGCUAACAACCCAUUCCGCAUAGAUCUAUGGAUGGAUAGAAGUAGCUACAGGUGCCAUCAAGUUAACUUUCUUUGCCAUUAUUUUCAUUGCAUUGAUUCUGUUCUCCAG
Messenger RNA from Hypoxylon fragiforme, 1268 nucleotides. Its product is annotated as kinase-like domain-containing protein. Lineage: Eukaryota; Fungi; Ascomycota; Sordariomycetes; Xylariales; Hypoxylaceae. The record is from RefSeq and is a predicted model, not a curated record. Bases 381 to 1037 code for a protein of 218 amino acids. Gene Ontology annotation, biological process: peptidyl-serine phosphorylation; peptidyl-threonine phosphorylation. Gene Ontology annotation, molecular function: ATP binding; protein serine/threonine kinase activity. The transcript has a single exon.